Molecule: messenger RNA, 405 nt
Organism: Exophiala oligosperma
Lineage: Eukaryota; Fungi; Ascomycota; Eurotiomycetes; Chaetothyriales; Herpotrichiellaceae
Exons: 1
Coding region: 1-405 (134 amino acids)
Source: RefSeq, a predicted model, not a curated record
AUGACCAAGACUGACGAUGAACCGAAGAUAGCUGUUAGCACGAAUAUCUCUAGCCAUUGUAGCUGGAAACCUGGAACGAAAAUUGCUUCGAUGGAAGAACUACCCGACAAACCGCUUCUUGAAAUGGAACCACCCUCUCUUCACUACACAUUCCACGAUUCAGUCUUUUACACCAUUUUCUUUAAGCACAAUGAUGAUCGCUUGGAGGAAGCACUCGAUACUGGUGCUGAAAUGAUGGGCUUGUCCACCACCGAAAGAUAUCACUGGAAAUUCCCGGAGCUCAUCACCCUUCUCCAUCUUCGGCGCCCUCUUGCCUCUUACCCGCCAUACAACCAGCUGGCGUAUUCAUCCAGAAAUUCACUGCCGAAUACAAGUCAUGGCUCGAUUCGCCGGAUCUUGUGCUAG